Messenger RNA from Pieris brassicae (large cabbage white), 694 nucleotides. Its product is annotated as cytidine deaminase-like. NCBI's taxonomy places the organism in Eukaryota, Metazoa, Arthropoda, Insecta, Lepidoptera, Pieridae. The transcript has 2 exons. Gene Ontology annotation, molecular function: zinc ion binding; cytidine deaminase activity. The coding region runs from base 51 to 554 and encodes 167 amino acids. The record is from RefSeq and is a predicted model, not a curated record. Gene Ontology annotation, cellular component: cytosol.
UAGUUAAGCUUAAUAUUUCGUAAUCAGUAUGCCAGUGACCGCUCGGCGCGAUGGACAACUCACCGUGCAACUCCAAAUGCAACCGGUCUACUACAAAUUUAAAUGAUAUACGAGAUUUCGAUUCCCUAAAUGACGUAGUUCAGAGUCUAAUACGCGAAGCAAUAAAAAUAAGAAAGAGAGCGUACUGUCCGUAUUCGAAUUUUUCUGUUGGUGCCGCUUUAUUAACCGAAGAAGAUUCCAAAGUGUACACUGGAUGUAAUAUUGAAAACUCCACUAUGUCCCCAACCAUUUGCGCCGAGAGGACUGCAAUCCCCAAAGCUGUAUGCGACGGCUAUUUGAAGAUCAGAAUGAUUGCUAUCGUAGCGCAUCAAAAGGAUUCGUUCACAGCACCAUGUGGAGUUUGUAGACAGACCCUUAGUGAAUUCCGUGGGAGCGAUGGUGACAUAGAAAUAUAUUUAAGCAAACCAACAAUGGACAAAGUGUUAUGUACUAGACUUUCCGAAAUUCUUCCACUCUCAUUUGUUAGUUUUAAAAAAGAUAAUGUUAAAUCAUAAAUCGAUAUAUUUUUAUAGAUUUAUUCAAUGACUAUUUUUAUAAGAUACAAAUUUAUAUACAAGUUUACAUCAGGGGAUUUCCCUUAUAAAGUUACACCGUCGUUAUAACGAAGUUGUUAUUAAAAUUAUAAAAUACAUCA